CUGAAGUCCUCCACCGCCGCUGCCUCCCAUUUGGGGAUUUCUCUUUCCUUGUAGAAGAGGAGCGGGGACUGGAGGAUGCCUGGACAGUUUCUGACAGAAACAUUACUAAGUGGCCACCCAGGAUGAAAAUGGAAGAGCAAGGCACUACAAUACAGGAGGCAUCAGAGGGGAUAGGAAAAUCCCCUCUCGUCCUCCAGGCAGGGAGUAUCGGGGAGUUCCUGACAAAGAGACCAGGAAAUCUGAUGCAUCAGCAACAGAGGGAGGGUUCCCUUUCCCUUGUACAGUGGGACACUCAGUGGCAGAAGUUCCUCAGGAUGCUGGAGUCCUCUCCAUCUCCAUGGGGAAUCCCACAGGUGCCAGAGAAACCUUCACCCUGGAAUGAGGCCAAGGCCUUUCUGACCGCCUUCGAGCAAGUAGCUGAAGCCUGUCAGUGGCCUGAGGAAGAGUGGGUGACCCGGCUCCUACCAGCCCUCAGCGGAGAAGCCAAGAUGGCCUACAUCAGCCUGGAUGUCAGAGACAGAGAGGAUUAUGGGAAGGUGAAGGCAGCCAUCUUGCGAGAGGAUGCCCUGAGCCGGGAGAAGCGGCGUCAAGAGUUCAGGUGUUUCUGCUACCAGGAGGCUGAGGGGCCGCAGGGCGCUUACAGCAGACUGCGUGAAAUCUGCCACGGGUGGCUGAGAGUGGAGAAUCAGACCAAGGAGCAGAUCCUGGAGCUCUUGAUCCUGGAGCAGCUGCUGACCAUCUUGCCCCUGGAGAUCCAGAGCUGGGUGAGAGAGCAGGGGCCUGAGACCUGCUCCCGAGCGGUGGCCCUGGCUGAGGAGUUCCUCUUAAGACAGCGAGAGGCCAAGAGGCAGGAAAAGGAGGUACCUUUGAAGGAGGCAGUGGCUGGGGGCAUCCCCAAGGCAGGCCAGCCUACAUCUGAGAACAAGCAGCGACAGCUGUCUGUGGACAUCAAGAAAGAAAAUGGUGGAAUUGCCAGCCUGCGGGGUGAUAUGCAGGAGAAUGAAAAUGAUGGGAGAUUAGAAGCCUUACUGUUGGGAUCAUGCAAGAAUGAAGAUUUGAAAGGAAACAUUGUGAAUCGAGAGGGGCGAAAGAGACAGGACAGAAGCCGCAUGGUGGCAAAGAGGGAUAAACCCCUUCCUUGCCAAGGAGUGCAAUUCCAGGACAUUCCGGUCCAAGGAGAAAAGGUAAUCCAAAAGAAGAGGAACAAGGGCCUUAGUGCUCACUGGAGGAUCCAAGCAGGGGGAAAUUGGAAAGACAGCAUGGAUUCAAAGAGCUUCGGUCAGAGCAUGAACUUUAUUUCACCUCAACAGAAUCAUCCAGUAGACAAGCGGUAUAAUUGCUCAGAGUGUGGGAAGAGCUUCAGUCGGAGAACGACUCUUGCUUCCCAUCAAAGAAUUCAUGCAGUGGAAGAGCCAGAUAAACUUCCAGAGUAUGGAAGGAUCUCCAGUGGGAGAUUACCCCAACAAGAGCAUCAGAUAAUCCACACAGGAGAGGAACAGCAUCAACACAGAGAGGCUGGGAAGAGCACGGGCAAUUGUAUAAGUCUUCCCAGGCAUCAAAUUACACACACUGGGGAGAAACGGUUUAAAUGCUCAGUGUGUGGAAACAGAUUUAAGUGGCCCUCACAACUGCAGCAGCAUCAGGUAAUCCACACAGGGGAGAAACCUUACGGAUGCGCAGAGUGUGGAAAGAGCUUCUGUCACCGCAUCAGCCUCACAGUGCAUCAAAGAACGCACACUGGGGAGAGACCUUACCAGUGCUCAGAGUGUGGAAAGAGGUUCAGUCGGAUAUCAUGCCUUCAGCAACAUCACAGAAUCCACACAGGGGAGAAACCUUAUGAGUGCUCACAGUGCGGAAAGAGAUUUGGAUUCAGUUCCCACCUUCAGCGGCAUCAAAGGAUCCACACGGGGGAGAAACCGUAUCUGUGCUCAGAGUGUGGAAAGAGGUAUAGUCAGGCAACGCACCUUCGCCAGCAUCAAAGAACCCAUAUACCAAAAAAAAACAUAGUUGUCUCUGCCCUCGUUGUCCAGCCGGCCAACUAAGCUCUUACUCCCAAGCCUUGUUCUCUAUGUACAGUGGUAGAUGUUCACUAGAGACAGGGCUUUUUUAGUGGCGGCACCUCACUUGUGAAAUGCUCUUCCCCUUGAGGCCAACCUGGUGCCCACGCUACUUUCUUUUAGGUGCCAGGCACAAUUGUUUGUUUCCCUAGUCUUUUAACUGAACAUUAAGCAUUGUUUUAUAGUCUGUUUUAAGCUGCUUCAUGUUUUAUGUUGUUUUUCUGCUAUGCUCUGUGUGGAUUUUAAUAACUUGCAAUGAUACUUUGUGUUUUUAUUAUGUUUUAUUUUGAAAGCUGCCUCAGGCAGAUUCUUUGGAGAGGCGGUUCUGAAAUUCUCUAAAUAAAUAAAAUAAACAAACUUCCACAAGAUCUCUUUAUCCAAAGAUGUUAUCUACUAAUAAAUUAUUGGCAUAGAUUUAAGCCCUGAAGAGAUGUCUAAAAUUACAAUCUUGAGCCACAUUUAAAAUACAGGAUUUAAGGAAGGUUUUUUUAUGUAUAGGUUUUGUAUAUGAAUUCAGUUUAUGUCCUCCUAUAAUGUGAUUAUUGCAGAUUUUGAAUUGUGUUAUUUUUUCUUUUAUUUCAUGUCUUUCUAGUUUUUAAAUUAAAAAAAAUAUUUAUGCUAUUUAUAGUCCCCCUUUCUCACUGGGACUCAAGCGGAUUGCGCAGAGUAUGACAAUACAAUCAACAGGAUGGGACAACGCAAUAAGAUUUGGAUUAUACUUAUCGGGAACUAACCUAAAAUAUGAACUAAACUGAAGCAAAACUUAAGUAUUAAUAUGAUACAUUAAAUGAUGCAAAAAUCACAAUAGUAUCCUACUUACAACAAGAGAGUACGGAUUAUUCUCGGCAGUAUAGACUGCAGACCCUCACCCUUUACCCUGGUAUCUUUCUGGACUGUUUUGCUGUAGCACAGCCCUAUUACCUGCGUAGAAAAGCCCUCUUGAAUAAUUUAGUUUUGCGUAGUUUGCAGAAAGCCAGGAGAAAUCAAGCCAGAACUGCAGAGACAAUUACAGGUCUUGAAAGUAAAUAAAGACAAGAACGAAUAGUGUAUGUUUUGUCGAAGGCUUUCACGGCCGGAG
Messenger RNA from Eublepharis macularius, 3135 nucleotides. Its product is annotated as zinc finger and SCAN domain-containing protein 31-like. The transcript is spliced from 4 exons. Gene Ontology annotation, biological process: regulation of transcription by RNA polymerase II. NCBI's taxonomy places the organism in Eukaryota, Metazoa, Chordata, Lepidosauria, Squamata, Eublepharidae. Gene Ontology annotation, molecular function: RNA polymerase II cis-regulatory region sequence-specific DNA binding; DNA-binding transcription factor activity, RNA polymerase II-specific. Bases 123 to 2042 code for a protein of 639 amino acids. The record is from RefSeq and is a predicted model, not a curated record.